Mesocricetus auratus (golden hamster) is the source of this 2245-nucleotide messenger RNA. It is a transcript of the gene Zswim1, whose product is annotated as zinc finger SWIM-type containing 1. The record is from RefSeq and is a predicted model, not a curated record. NCBI's taxonomy places the organism in Eukaryota, Metazoa, Chordata, Mammalia, Rodentia, Cricetidae. Bases 657 to 2045 code for a protein of 462 amino acids. The transcript has 3 exons. Gene Ontology annotation, molecular function: zinc ion binding.
UUAAGACCUACGAGGACUUCAAGGAGUGUUUCAGCGCCUACAAAAAGGAGACCAGGUGCUCCUUCAUUGUCAGGGACUGCAUCUCCGUCCGCUUCCACAACCUCAACCACGGCACCUCUUUCCGCGAGGAUAUCCUGUGCGGUCUCUCCAGCCCUCCAGACCGACGGGAGGCUCCGCCUUGGUGUUCCCGAGGCGAACAUCCUUUCACAGGUUCUCAUUGGUUAUCUCCGGCCGAGCCUCCGUAUCCCUGACAACAGCGCCCGCCCUGGAGCAAGCAGUCCAGGAUUGGUCCGUAGCUCCCAAGUUCGACAGCGAGCUCCUUAGGCCUUUGGCCUGAGUCAUUGAAAAGCUGGCGUGGUGAUUGGCGAGCCUGGACGUCAGUCAGUCGGAGGCGGGCCCAGUGGGAGAAAUGGCUGCCGCGUCUGCCGUCUGCCGUCUGCCGGUGGAUGAGCGGUCUCAGCAGUGGAGGCGUGGAGCCGGGUUGCAGCGUUUAGGGCAUACAGCUCCCACCAGUGGGAGGUGGAUUUCGGCUCCGCUGGACUUGAACGUGAACGUCACCCUUCCGCGUCCCACACCCGGGAUCAGGCCCAUCUGGAACAGAACCUAAAACUACAGUCUAGCUUCAGCAUCGAAUUACAUGUCAACUGAGAAACUUAAUGCCUCCCAGCUCCUCCAUGGCCCUCACCAUGCUGAAUGGACUUCUUAUUGAGGACUCAAGCCCACCUACACUGCUACACCAGAUUAGCAAGACUCCUCAGCUGGAUACCUUCAACUACCAAAGCUGCUUCAUGCAAGACCUCUUUGCUCAUUUCCCUGAAGUCCUAUUUAUACACCGAACCUAUAACCCAAGAGGCAAGGUGUUAUACACCUUCCUGGUAGAUGGACCCCGCGUACAGCUUGAGGGGCCUCUGGCCCGAACAGUGUUCUUUGCUAUCCCUACCAAUGAAGAUGCCAAAGGCCUGGCCCAGAUGUUCCAGGUGUUCAAAAAGUUUAACCCAGCCUGGGAACGAGUCUGUACCAUCCUGGUAGAUCCCCACUUCCUCCUGCUGCCCACCCUGACCAUGGAGUUCCCCACUGCUGAGGUCUUGCUCUCAGCCUUCCACAUUUGUAAGUUCCUCCAGGGGAAAUUCUAUCAGCUCUCCCUGGAGAAGCCGGUCCAAAAUGUGCUUCUGUCCUCCCUGCAGAGCACAAUGUGCUCAGCCACAGCUGGCAACCUGAGGAAGCUCUACACACUCCUGAGCAACUGCAUCCCCUCCACCAGACUGCCGGAGCUCCACUCACACUGGCUGCUCAAUGACCGCAUCUGGCUGGCCCACCGCUGGAGAAGCCGAGCCCAGAGCAACCGAUACUUCCAGAGCCUAGAGAUCACAGCCCACCUCCUCAGUCAGUUUUUUGGCACCACCCCAUUUGAGAAACAAGGCAUGGCAUCUGUGUUCCGGUACAUGCAGCAGAACCAUUCUGACAAAGCAAGCCUCAACCUGGCUGUGGCUCCCAAGGACAAUCACACUCCUUCAGAUGCCAUCCUCGAAAGCCCCAGCACGGAGCAAUUAGUGGAAGCCCGGAUCCAGCAUUCCCUCAAUGCCAUCUGCACAGGGCCAGCAGCCCAACUCUGCCUAGGCGAGCUCGCCGUGGUCCAGAAAUCCAUGCACCUCAUUGGCUCUGGCUCAGAAAAAGUGAACAUUCAGAUUCUGGAGGAUACACACAAUGUACAGCCCCAGGCCCCUGCCAGCUGCAGCUGCUACUUUAACCAAGCCUUCCACCUGCCCUGCCGCCACAUCCUAGCCAUGCUCAGUGCCCGACACCAGGUGCUCCAGCCUGACAUGCUGCAAGCUCAGUGGACCUCAGGCUGUGCCGCCAGUCUAGACAGCAUCCUGGGAAGCAAGUGGAGUGCCACCCUGGAUAAGCACCUGGCCGUGACUCUCCUCACUGAGGAGGUAGGCCGGCUCUUGCAGCACUGUAGCAAGGAGGAAUUUGAGCGUCGCUAUAGCACCCUUCGGGAACUAGCCGACAGCUGGAUUGGCCCUUACGAGCAGGUCCAGCUCUAAUCACACAUCCAUACCCAACACUGGGGAACUGCACCCAGAACAGUACAUAUGCUAGGCAGAUACUCUUCAACUGCCUCUUUUUAUUUCUUAUUUUGAGACAGCCUCUCACCAGGUUGCCUAUGCUGGCCUCAAACUCACUACAUAGCUGAGACUGGCCUUGAACUCCUGAUCCUCUGUCUCCCAAGUGCUGACCACUGCCU